Messenger RNA from Phanerochaete carnosa HHB-10118-sp, 467 nucleotides. RefSeq lists its product as uncharacterized. NCBI's taxonomy places the organism in Eukaryota, Fungi, Basidiomycota, Agaricomycetes, Polyporales, Phanerochaetaceae. Gene Ontology annotation, biological process: translation. Gene Ontology annotation, cellular component: cytosolic small ribosomal subunit; ribosome. The record is from RefSeq and is a predicted model, not a curated record. The transcript is spliced from 4 exons. Gene Ontology annotation, molecular function: structural constituent of ribosome. Bases 33 to 407 code for a protein of 124 amino acids.
CAGUCACCAUCUGACUCUCCAAAGCCGCAAGGAUGAGUUACGUCGCUAAGGGUGAAAAGGAAUACGAUGCCACGGGUGCCCCAGUCCCCACUGCCAAGAUUCACAAGAUCCGUAUUACCCUCACAAGCAGCAACGUCAAGAACCUUGAGAAGUUCUCGCAGGACUUGAUCAACCGUGCCAAGGACAAACAGCUCCGUGUCAAGGGCCCCGUUCGUCUCCCCACCAAGGUUCUCAAGAUCACCACCCGCAAGACUCCUUGUGGUGAGGGUUCAAAGACCUGGGACCGCUACGAGCUAAAGAUCCACAAGCGCCUCAUUGACCUCCACUCCUCCAGCGAGAUCGUUAAGCAGAUUACAUCUAUCAGCUUGGAGCCUGGUGUCGAGGUCGAGGUUACCAUCUCCGGUUGAAAUGCUCUCAUGUAGUUACGACAUGUCACUGGUCAUCGGUCUUUAUCAAUAACUUUUCGC